UUGGAAAUGGCAAAGGCAGUGACGCCUGGAAGAGGAACAAGUGUGGGAAAAGGCAGAGGAAACUGGAGCUGAAUGACAGGAUGCGGGAGACUUGAGGAGAUCUAGUAUAUCCACACGUCCUUUGCUACCAACGGGACUCUGCUUGCUGCUAUUUGCUCCUGAAACAGCUUGAUGCAUAUUGCUUGUGUUUUUUGAAACUCCCUUUCCUGGAGGAUUUAAGAUUGCGUGCCGAAACAGGGAUACUCUGUUCUCUUCCUUCAUUCCUGGAGGACCAAGAAAGGAAGAUGGAUUGGGGGCUCUUCCUGAACUAUGUCGCCCUCACGGCCACCCUUGGCAGGGCUUUGAAGAGCGAUAAAUGUGGUGAAAAUAUAAAAAUCAUCGAGCCUGGCUAUCUCACUUCUCCUGGCUAUCCGAACACUUAUCAUCCAAGCCAAAAAUGUGAAUGGCUGAUUCAAGCUCCGCAGCCAUACCAGAGAAUUAUGAUCAACUUCAACCCUCACUUCGAUUUGGAGGACAGAGAAUGCAAGUACGAUUAUGUUGAAGUGAUUGAUGGAGACAACGCAAAUGGGCGAGUAUGGGGAAAGUUUUGUGGCAAGAUUGCCCCCCCUCCUGUGAUAUCUACAGGACCGUACCUCUUAAUCAAGUUUGUCUCUGAUUACGAAACGCACGGAGCAGGCUUUUCCAUUCGCUAUGAGAUUUUUAAAAGAGGACCAGAAUGCUCCCGAAAUUUCACAUCUAUGAGUGGAGUGAUCAGGUCCCCAGGUUUCCCUGAAAAAUAUCCCAAUAGCCUUGAAUGCACUUACAUUGUUUUUGCACCAAAGAUGUCAGAGAUAAUACUAGAAUUUGAAAGCUUUGAACUGGAACCGGACUCAAAUCCUCCAGGAGGCGUGUUCUGUCGCUAUGACCGAUUAGAAAUCUGGGAUGGAUUCCCUGAAGUUGGGCCGCACAUAGGCCGAUACUGUGGACAAAACACACCAGGUCGUAUCCGCUCUUCAACGGGCAUCCUUUCUAUGGUUUUCUACACGGACAGCGCAAUAGCAAAGGAAGGAUUCUCUGCAAACUACACUGUCUUGCAGAACAGUGUAUCAGAAGAUUUCCAGUGUGCUGAACCACUCGGCAUGGAGUCUGGUGAAAUUCAUUCCGACCAAAUCAGUGCCUCUUCCCAGUACAGUACCAACUGGUCUUCUGAAAGGUCCCGAUUAAAUUACCCUGAAAACGGAUGGACACCUGGAGAAGACUCCAGCAGAGAAUGGAUACAGGUGGACCUGGGCCUCCUCCGUUUCGUUUCUGCCAUUGGGACCCAAGGAGCUAUUUCAAAAGAAACAAAGAAAAAAUACUUUUUGAAAACAUACCGAGUGGAUAUUAGUUCUAAUGGAGAAGACUGGAUUUCUGUUAAAGAUGGAAAUAAUAAACCAUUGGUGUUCAUCGGAAACAUCAAUCCCACUGAUGUCGCGUACAGACCAUUUCCCAAACCAGUCCUAACACGUUUUGUUCGAAUCAAACCUGCAAGCUGGGAAACAGGGAUAUCACUAAGAUUUGAAGUAUAUGGAUGCAAAAUAACAGAUUAUCCUUGCUCUGGCAUGCUGGGUAUGGUAUCAGGUCUAAUAACAGACUCUCAGAUUACUGCUUCAAAUGAAUUUGAAAGAAACUGGAUGCCUGAAAAUGUCCGUCUUAUAACUAGUCGAGUAGGAUGGGCUUUACCCCCACCUGCCACACACACAUAUUCAAAGGAAUGGCUCCAAGCAGACCUCAGUGAAGAGAAGAUAGUACGAGGCAUCAUUGUCCAGGGAGGCAAACACAGAGAGAACAAAGUCUUCAUGAGGAAAUUCAAGCUUGGAUACAGCUACAAUGGAUCAGACUGGAAGUGGAUUAUGGAUGCCAGCAAAAAGAAGGCUAAGGUAUUUGAAGGCAACACUAACUAUGAUACUCCUGAACUCCGUACCUUUGAACCUAUAACAACCAGAUUUAUCCGUGUUUAUCCCGAAAGAGCCACCCAUGGUGGAUUGGGACUGAGGAUGGAACUAUUGGGCUGUGAAAUUGAAGUACCUACGUCAAUCCCAACCACGGCUGACAGCAACCUUGUGGACGAGUGUGAUGAUGACCAAGCCAACUGCCACAGUGGAACAGGUGAUGACUUCCAGUUGACAGGCAGUACCACAGCUAUGAUAACAGAAAGGUCAACAGCAAUUGACACUACAGUGCAGCCAGAACUCCCAGCCUAUGGGUUCAACUGUGGAUUUGGCUACAGUUCUCAGAAGACAAUUUGCCGUUGGGAGCAUGAUGGCCAACUGGACCUUAGGUGGGCUGUGCUUACCAGCAAAACAGGGCCCAUUCAAGACCACACAGCAGGAGAUGGCAAUUUCAUUUACUCACAAGCUGAUGAAAACCAGAGAGGCAAAGUUGCACGGCUCAUCAGUCCCAUCAUCAACCCGCAGAACUCUGCACUCUGCAUGACUUUUUGGUAUCACAUGUCAGGCCACCAUGUUGGCACGCUAAGAAUCAAACUGCGGUACCAGACACCAAAAGAAUAUGAUCAGGUCUUGUGGACGCUUAGUGGAAAUCAGGGAAGUUUCUGGAAAGAAGGACGGGUAUUUCUUCAUAAAUCUGCCAAACAUUAUCAGGUGAUGGUGGAAGGAGAAAUAGGAAAAGGAACUGGAGGAAUUGCAGUUGAUGACAUUAACUUUGAUGGCCACAUAACCCAGGAGGAAUGCCGAAGAAAUGAAAUAGUCGAAGUAGAGCCAGAUAUUAAUCAAACAGGAUUUACUCCAGAUUACCAUGGAAACGGAGAGCCCUACGAUGAUAUCUCCAGAAAGCCAGGUAACGUCCUCAAGACACUUGACCCCAUUCUCAUCACCAUCAUCGCCAUGAGUUCGCUUGGAGUACUUCUGGGGGCCAUCUGUGGAGUCAUUCUGUACUGUGCUUGUUGGCACAAUGGAAUGUCGGAUAGGAACUUAUCUGCACUGGAGAACUACAAUUUCGAACUUGUGGAUGGUGUGAAAUUGAAAAAAGACAAACUGAAUGCACAGAAUACUUACUCAGAGGCAUGAGGAGGAUAUAGCUAAAGAGGUCGUGGAGAAUUGAGAUGGAAGGACAUAUCGCUAGCUUAUGCUGGGGAACUGUGGAUCUUCUUUUACUGUACAGGCUGAAAACUGCGUUGAGGACGCUGAGCCAAGCUUUUCUCAGGAGCUUCAGUGAGUGUAACAGAUGUACUAAAACAUGGACAACAAUCUGUGUUAAACAAUCUGAAUCAUGUACAGUCUACUUCUGUUUCUGUUUUGAUUUGAAAUAAUCAAAUGCUGGUGUUGAGACCAAGUAUGAUUGACUUAAGAGGGGGUGUUUCUUUUGGUCUUUCCUAUAUAUAUUUUUGUCCUUCCUUCCUUCUCUCCCUUCCCCGGUUUCCUCCCUUCUUGGUUUUGUUGCCUUCCUCCCCAUCCUCUGCCCUGUUAGAUAUUUUUAUUAGUAUUAUUAUUAUUAUUUUUACUGUGCAAAAA
Anolis sagrei ordinatus is the source of this 3491-nucleotide messenger RNA. Lineage: Eukaryota; Metazoa; Chordata; Lepidosauria; Squamata; Anolidae. The record is from RefSeq and is a predicted model, not a curated record.